UCAGGCCUGGGCCGACUUGGGCCUUCCCUCCGGGUGUUUUGGACUCCAACUCCCAUCAUUCCUAACAGCCUCAGGCCCCUUCUUUUCCCUCAGUCGCUUAAGAGCCUGGAUGGCCCAACUCUAUGCCAGGUACCCAAUGAGCUCUCUUUGCCGCCCCCAGUGGACACAUGGAGAAUUGAUCUUCUUGAUCUUCUCCUUUGCCGCCACCAUGAGGCUGGAGUGGGAAACUACAUAACAAAGAAAGAAAAGAAAGAAGAUUGGGAGGAAGGUCUGGAAGUAGGAAGAUAGAGAAUGGAAGUAAAGAAAGAAAGAAGGGAGGAAAACAGGAAAAAGGAGGAUAUUUACAGAAGUCUUCCCGCAGCAGAUGGAAGGAGUCAAACUCAUCGUAAACAAAUCCUUCAGUAGCCAUUUUCAGGUGACCCACACCGUCCAUAUGAGCACAAUCGGCCAGUCGAGUUACCACUUCAGUGCCACCUAUGUCGGGGACCAGCAGCUAGGCCCAACGGAGACAUUCCCAACGCUUAUUGGGGAUAUUAACAACACUGGCAGCCUCAAUGCCCAAGUGCUGUACCUUCUGGCUGAGCAGAUCCGAACCAAGGCUGUGUUCCAGACUCAGCAGUCCAAAUUUGUGACUUGGCAGUUUGAUACGGAAUACCGUGGAGACGACUACACGGCCACCUUGACGCUGGGGAACCCGAACUUGAUCAGCGAGUCGAUUAUUGUGGUUGCGCACUUCCUGCAGAGCGUCACAUCGCGGUUGGUCCUGGGAGGCGAAAUGGUCUACCACCGGCGACUGGGAGAAGAGGGAGCCAUUGUCACCUUGGCUGGGAAGUACACAGCUCUCAAAUGGAUUGCCACACUCAACCUUGGCUACGGCGGGGCCCACGCCAGCUACUACCAUCGGGCCAAUGACCAGAUCCAGGUUGGGGUGGAAUUUGAGGCAAACACCCGACUGCAGGACACGAGUUUUGCCUUUGGGUAUCAGCUCACGCUGCCCAAGACCAACAUGGUUUUCAGAGGCUUCCUGGACAGCAGCUGGUGCGUGGGGGCCAUCCUGGAGAAGAAGCUGCCCCCGCUGCCCGUCACCUUGGCCUUGGGUGCCUUCCUCAACCACUGGAAACACCGCUUCCAUUGUGGCUUCAGCAUCAUCGUGGGCUGAGCAGCGCUUUGGGAGCUUGCCUCGUCCAGGAUUCAAUGUCGGCGGCACUUCUGGGUGGAAGGAGGCCCGGCUGCAUGUGUGUACAUGUGUGCGCGUGGGCACGUGGGGGCCGUCCGCCCCAAAAGCGUUCUGCAGCCG
Messenger RNA from Anolis carolinensis (green anole), 1297 nucleotides. RefSeq names its product translocase of outer mitochondrial membrane 40 like (gene tomm40l). Gene Ontology annotation, cellular component: mitochondrial outer membrane; mitochondrial outer membrane translocase complex. The coding region runs from base 365 to 1159 and encodes 264 amino acids. Gene Ontology annotation, molecular function: transmembrane protein transporter activity. The transcript has 9 exons. The record is from RefSeq and is a predicted model, not a curated record. Gene Ontology annotation, biological process: protein import into mitochondrial matrix. Lineage: Eukaryota; Metazoa; Chordata; Lepidosauria; Squamata; Anolidae.